AUGAUUCCUUCAGAGCAGCCAGUGGUGGAGGAAAAUGCUUUGCAGAUAAUGGAGAAGAUAAUCGAUUGCGGAAUCCUUGAAUCGAGCCCGCUGGGGUGGAGGGUCGCAAGAACUCGUACGGUCAAUGAUGUGUCCGAUGAUGGGUGGAAUACGGAAGAUGAUGAUGUCGAGUUACAGGCAGCCAUUCUCAGUUGUGGAAUUUUGGAGGCAUCGUUGCAUUGUAGGACAGAAGAUAAAUGUCCGCGGGCAAGUCCAAAAAAGAAGGUUGUCAAACCAAAAGCCGAUCGAGGAGGAACAAAUCAGAAGCAAGUAUUUGCUAUGCAGGAAGUGGAAUCCUUGACUCAGAUUCUGCAACCUAAUCGUGGAAAAUGUACCGUUCAUGCCACUAUGGACCCAAUCCUUGAGGAACCACUAGUCAUACAGCAGGGGGAUAAUUCACCUCGAAAUAUACAUGCUGCCCCUGUCAAGUGGAGGGGUGCAAAGUCUUAUCAAGAUCCAACAAGUGAUCAGCGUUAUGACGAGGGAACGACUAUAGAUGAAGAUACGUGCACCGAACUCCAGGCUGCCAUAGCAGCAUGUGGGAUUUUAAACGAUGGGGAAGCUGCAAAUGGAAGGAAGGUCACGUUAUGCAAGCAGCCCAAUGAAGCGAAGCGACAGUGGGGACGGCCAACAACACGACCUGUGAGACAACAGGAUAAACAUAGGUUCAUUAAUCCAUACCGUCCACAUAUGGGUGAGCGCCCUCAUCAGUAUGCAGGAAAUGGUCUACUGGAUGAGGAAGGAAUGACUGCAGAUGUCAAUAUCACUGAACUACAGGCUGCCAUAGCAGCCUGUGGAAUUUUGGAUGAUGGUGCCAUUGCACAUGGACGGAAUGCCGCGGUGGAGAAGCAACGGAAUGGAACUAAGCGUCAGUGGGGAAGGCCAAAGAAAAAAUGGGUGAGACAACAGGAUAAUCGAGAUAUUGAGGCAAUGCAUAUAAACGGUCAGGGUGAGGCACAGAACCGCAUAAAUGGUGGUGGAGGUCAGGUCCUCCACGCCAGUAUUCGUGCAGUUCCUGUUAGACCUGUGAAGCCACCGAAUACCGCUAAGCGACAGCGGGGAAGGCCAAAGAAACGAGCGACGAGACAAAAACAAAAUAGUAGGUCCAUUAAAAUACCAUCAUGGUGGAAUAUCGAGUCGGUCUACUCAGGAAACAUUGAUAUAGACGGUGAGAAUGAGACACAAACUCGCACCAUUGAUGCACAACUACAAGAUGCAGAUGCUAUCACACCAGAUAAAAACGAUAGAGGUGCGAUUGCAAUACACACUGUUAUGACGAUAGAAGAAGAUGUGGUUGAUGGUUGUGCAGACACAGAGCCCAGACAUGGCAGUGAAUGCCCUGAGGGAUUGUCAGGACGUCGAGCCUUUUCAGCGAUGGUGGUCAUCAUGUCCCAGGGGGGGCACGAUCAUGUUCCAGAUGACAACACUAUGGAGGGCAACCACGAAAACAAAGCCGGAGAGAGUGAGCACCAUAAUUCUGUUGGAUAUGACGCAGAUGAUGACUACCGACCAACAUCCAUGCCGCCUCAUGAAGAUACACGAUCCAUUUCACCUCAGAGGGUUCAUACUCCACCGAUGAUACUCAGUCCGGAAGACAUUGCAUCUCAGGCGAUGGCGCGACCAGGGCGAUGGAUGGAUGUUGUUGAAAAUAUCCCCACGCUCAGGGUAGACACAUGGCUGGAUUCACAGGUUGCCAACUACUAUCUGGCUCAUGCCUGGUAUGAUAGGCUGGGACGAGUCAAAGUCAGAUUUGUCGACAUGUUCGCUGCUGGUGGGACAACCCAAUGGACUGAUGAAGAACUGGAGCUCUUCAGGAUGGAUCACUUUGUCCCUAGUGACGCUUGCUCGGUACUAGAGCAAGCUCUCAGCUUUGGGCUGGAUGAUCAUGGCGAUCUCCCUCUGCAAUCAUUUCAUAUACCAUGCGGUCACAUACUGCGGAUAGCUAUGUUGAAAGUUGUUGCAGGUCGAAUCAAGAAGAGCUGCAGUGACUACUUGAUGCUCCGCGAUGAACUCCAAGCUGAUAUGUGGCACCACAUUUACCUAAGCGACGAUGACAUUCACGCCAUCGAGACUGGACAGCAUCAGGCCAGAUGUGUAACCAUGCUUCAUGCUUUGUAUGUCGCCAGUGCAACAUGCGAGAACUGCCACCGCUCCCCUGCACUCCAAGUCAUCCAAACUCCAACCAGUACCAAUCGGCAUGUAGAAGGCGAUUACACUCAUUAUUCCACCUCUGACAUCGACGAAGAGGGUGACAACGAAGCAGACAAUCAAUUCCCGGGAGACAUGGUCUCUGAUACUCGGAAGGCGAAUCUUUUGAAGCUGUUGAAAUCGAAUAAGGAAUUGGCUGGGUCACGCGAUCGCAAUGCUAUAUCUCCACAUGCUGUUGGAACACAUAUCCCAGUGGCUCCUGAUGAAAAUCCUGAACUCGGUAACACAGCGGAUUCACAGAGGUCUGCAUUCACCAGAGCUUCUCGCAAAAGGGUCUCAACUUGGAGUCAGGGGGUCAUGGAGCGAUUCCCUCGUCCAACUACAGCGGUGCCACUGCCGGCCUACAUGGGACGCAGAUGGUUGAUGGACGACAGGACAUUCGAUGAUUAUGAGGGUGGCCCUACCAUAGAGAUGUUAAUGGCUCCUGUUGAUGUCCAGCCAACCAUGGUAUACCAUUCUGUGGGGAUGGAGAUGUCUGCGGGGUGGACAGCCUGGGUCGACCAUGGAUACAGGAUCAGGCCAAGUUCAUUCCAAAUGUUUUAUCAAUGCCGGCCCAUCGUCACCAUGGACUACAUCAUGCCAAUCGGUACCACCGAACUCUAUGACCCCUCAAACCAGGUUCCCGAUCAUGUGACAGGCAGAUAUAGCUUGGAUAGGUCAGGGUCCAACAAUAAUGUAGAUGUAAAUGAUGUCAUCUGCAUGUCAGCUUCUGAGAUGAUCCGAUUGGCACAAGAUGAUCCACCUCUCGACCGGCAUUCUGUGUCUGGACACGAGAUCUUUCUGUGUGGCCGCACUAGUUUUUCAGAUGGUGCCAAAUACAUAUGCGUCGAUCUAGAACGAGACGCUGUCGAUGUUGAUGAACGCGACAUCGAGGUCUCUGUGGACAUAGACAGCAUCAUCUGGGUUACCAGUGAAUUCCGAAUCAAGGGAACCAUCGGAAUUUAUAUGACGCCGCUCUUUCAGUCACGGCCAGGGAUCUUCAAGCACAAUCACACAUCCAUCGAUAUACUGAUUCCCCAGUCAGAAGAGGAUUCAAAUGCGCCUGGAGGCAGGACAGAGUGGCUAUCCAAGCGGUUCAACAUGUCGGCCAUCCCCCACAUUUGCAUUGGACGCAUCUCCAGCGCCUCAUCGAUUCUAAACAUAUACCUGAUGUUCCCUCGAAUGAUCCAUCAACACCCAGUCAAUGGUAGAUCAAUCACAUUAAUUCCGCAGGACAUUGUACACAUAUUCUAUGACAUGGUCCUACUCCCAUCUAUCAGCCACUCCAGCGACGUCAGCUGGGAGCCUUACCUAAAGCAAACCCUUGAGGAGGCAAGAUACAAGAACAGGGGUGCUGCUGGUCGUUCAGGCGGACGUGGAGCUCCAAAAACCAUUCCUCUGUCUAAUGAUGACUUUAUAAAGGUCCAAAAACGGAUGCACGAGAUCAUCGCAGAUGGACUCAAGCAGUUGAGCAUGUAUGGCUCAUGUUUCUUUGUGCUCGAGGGGAAAGGAAUCAAGCUCCUCACAAAGGACGGCCAGAGAGACCUUGAUUGGAAUCAUAUGCAGGAUAGGACACACGGGGAGUUGUUGGUCGACGUGGGUGUGUCAUUUACACCAUGUGAAUUAACUGUUCCCAUGGUUGGCGUUUGGAGAUUAGAUGCCUUGGAAGCCUCAUUUGGAGCAGGGGGGUACAAACAAGGAGAGAUGCAUCAUCAUAACACACUCUCCCAAUACGGUGCAAUACAGGCCGAGAUGCAACAGGAGAGAGCUCAUCAGACACAUGUCGCAUUCAGGAGCGCGUACAACCUAUACUACGAAGCUGUGCGGACUACCAGCAAUGAAGUGAGCUUCGCUGCUGACAGCGAUGCUUACAAAUUGUCUCCAUCAUACAUGGUGGAAUGCUCUGAGAUCACGAAGAUUUUGACUGGGUGCAAGAGAAAGACCUAUGGAGUUUGGGACGAGUACAGAGUGGAAGAGUACGUACGAUCUCAGCCGAUACUAUGGAUACCAUCCAAGGUAUGGUUCGAGUUCAUCACGAGGCGAGUGCGGGAGAUUCAGAGGACUCAAAUCGCCAUUGUUAAGAAAAACCCACCAAACCUGGGUGUCCUCACUGGCAUCCUUAAUCAUAUGCUCCGGGCCACGACAUCAACUCCUAUCGUCUUUGACAGUCACGUGCGAGAGUCUCUCGCUCUGAUCAAUUAUAAGACAGUGUUAGAGACUGCAGGCAUGCUGUUCCUCCAAGAGUUUGACAUUUCCAGCACGACAUGCCUGGACGAGGUGCAGCAGGUCGAUGAUGUACAUGUACUCGCUCUGAUGGGGGUAAAUGCAAAGGCGCAGAGAGACAGGGCAAUUGGAAAAGCGGUUGAAUGUAGAGAUGUCGAUUCAGAACCGGAGGAGUUUCCCAUUGGCAGGACACCAUCAUGGAGACGUCUGAAGGCCGCCAUAGAAAACAUUCCGGCGGUAAUCAUGAGGCAUUGGACAUGGCCUGCGAUGCUUUCCAACACCUCACUAUCAGUCGAACGGAUCUUUAUAAUGUUCACCAGGCAGAUAUGGCUGAUGCCCAUAGAUGGCGUGUUUAAGGGGAUCAGGCCAUACCCUACAUCGCUUCAGGACGCAAUGAGGUGUUGGACGGUAACAAGCGUGGACGAUACCCUUGCGUCUGUCACUUUCGAAGCCUGCAAUGUCGGAAUACAAAACCGUGUGGGAAUUACUCCAGCAAAGAAGGAUGGUUCACAAUGGGAUCAGAUGUGGAAAGGAGAGGGAUAUAUUGCUGCUUAUCACCAGAUUCUGGGUGAAAUGGAAGAGACACGACGAUCAGCGCUCCGCAACGAACUACGCGAAGUCUUUUCCAACCUCCAUUGCCUCCCUGCAAGCAGUGGGGCUCAGGUCUGGAAGGUCAGACAAUCAGCAGCAGUAUUCGUCACCAACCCGGUAUUCUAUAAGAUGGACUGCCUCAGGAACCCGGAUAAUAACAGAACGAGACAGACUACGAUCCAUCGUCCAAUCAAGAUUCUCAAAGGGAAACGUGUAUUUGCAGCGGACCUCAUAGACUCAACACAUUUCGAUUCCCGUGGGAAUAUUAAAUUGCAGACUGACAGGCAAAAACGUCGAAGCCUGAUGAAAAAGAUUACGAUGACAAACAAGAACAAGAGGAUGCCUCCCCCACCACGUGCUCGGAAAAUCAGGCCAUUUCCCUUGGCUAGAGAAAAAGAGUUGAAUGACACCCUUCGGGUGGCUCUUACAACAUAA
Messenger RNA from Suillus subalutaceus, 5475 nucleotides. RefSeq lists its product as uncharacterized. NCBI's taxonomy places the organism in Eukaryota, Fungi, Basidiomycota, Agaricomycetes, Boletales, Suillaceae. The record is from RefSeq and is a predicted model, not a curated record. The coding region runs from base 1 to 5475 and encodes 1824 amino acids. The transcript is spliced from 13 exons.